Messenger RNA from Salvelinus fontinalis (brook trout), 8825 nucleotides. RefSeq names its product rho GTPase-activating protein 29-like. The transcript has 22 exons. NCBI's taxonomy places the organism in Eukaryota, Metazoa, Chordata, Actinopteri, Salmoniformes, Salmonidae. Gene Ontology annotation, biological process: signal transduction; activation of GTPase activity. The coding region runs from base 1585 to 6171 and encodes 1528 amino acids. The record is from RefSeq and is a predicted model, not a curated record. Gene Ontology annotation, cellular component: cytoplasm. Gene Ontology annotation, molecular function: GTPase activator activity.
GCUGUCUCUCUCUCUGCUGUCUCUCUCUCUCUGCUGUCUCUCUCUCUCUGCUGUCUCUCUCUCUCUGCUGUCUCUCUCUCUCUGCUGUCUCUCUCUCUCUGCUGUCUCUCUCUCUCUGCUGUCUCUGCUGUCUCUCUGCUGUCUCUGCUGUCUCUCUGCUGUCUCUGCUGUCUCUCUGCUGUCUGCUGUCUCUCUGCUGUCUCUCUGCUGUCUGUCUCUCUCUCUGCUCUCUCUCUCUGCUGUCUUUGCUCUCUCUCUCUCUGCUGUCUCUCUCUCUGCUGUCUCUCUCUCUGCUGUCUCUCUCUCUGCUGUCUCUCUCUCUCUGCUGUCUUCUCUGCUGUCUCUGCUGUGUCUCUCUCUCUGCUGUCUUUCUCUCUCUGCUGUCUCUCUCUCUCUGCUGUGUCUCUCUCUCUGCUGUCUCUCUCUCUCUCUGCUGUCUCUCUCUCUCUCUGCUGUCUCUCUCUCUCUCUGCUGUCUCUCUCUCUGCUGUCUCUCUCUCUGCUGUCUCUCUCUCUCUUUCUGAUGUCUCUCUCUCUCUCUCUGCUGUCUCUCUCUCUCUCGAUAGAUAGAUUCUGGCCAUCUUUCUUCACUCAAUAGAUAAAGAAAUACACUUUUGCCGUUUAAUGGAUACCUUUUUAUCAUACACCAAUGAGCCCAUAAAUUGCCGUCCUCUGUCAAGAAAAAUAUAGUGUGUCAUUGUGAUCACAGACAGAAUGACAGCAGAUCUACUACCACACGAAGAGAAACUCUCUGUAACAGGCUCACUGUGAUCACAGACAGAAUGACAGCAGAUCUACUACCACACGAAGAGAAACUCUCUGUAACAGGCUCACUGUGAUCACAGACAGAAUGACAGCAGAUCUACCACACGAAGAGAAACUCUCUGCAAACAGGCUCACUGUGAUCACAGAGAGCGAUGUCAUGCUCUUAAAGAACGGAAAUACACAAUGCGUCCUGGCCUGGGCGUGAAUGAUGCAGUUCCCAUAUUUAGCGGGUUGUGAUUGGUGGCAGCCAGCGGUGGUAUCAUUGUUGUAGGACUGCAGGAUGUCCUGAGGAAGACGCUCCACACUCUUGCCUCUACAGGGGCCAGUACAACACAGCAGCAGAGUGCAGCACAGCAGCUGUCUAGCGUUCGCGGCAGGGAGGCACGCUCUACACCUCCUAUCAACCCCUUCGGCCUCCUGAGGUGCUGCCCUGGCCUGGGAACGUGGGCUCUGGAGAUCCCGUCUUCUCCAACCCCCCCCCCCGUCUUCUGGCCAGCAAUUUGACUUUUUGUUUCAGUUUUGUGUCUUUUUUUGUUUUGUCGGCUCUGCUGCAUCAUCAGGAAAAUGGUGGAAGUGUCUAGAAAGUGUAAUGAAGAGAAGACUGCUCUUCUGUACAGGGAGGGCAGAGGAGAGCAUAGACAAUAGAGCCAGGAGUGUGCUCUCCGAUUGACCGGACAGACCGUUGACUAGACAGAGAGACGGAGUGGGCAUUAACAUCAAGGAGGGAAACCAAGAAAACAAAACCGCUAUAUUUGGCGAGAUAUACGCGUCCAUUGACACUUUGGCAUUCACAUUUGGCAAUGUAGUGUCUGACUUUCUUAUGGGAGAUGUGGACAGCCAAUCAGGGUGGGGGAUCCCACCGACCAGGAGAAGCAGGUCUUCUGAGAAUCUCUCUGUGGAUUCUGGGGGAUGUGUUCCAGAGAAGGAUUCUGGGUGGAAGAAUGACCUAGUGGGCCCAGAGGUGGCGCUGUCUGAGGAGGAGGAUGUUGACCUGACGCUGCAGAAGAACGACAGCGGGGUGGAGUCAGCUCUGCUCUAUGCCAAGGCGUGGUCUAAGUACACCAAAGAUCUGCUGGCCUGGGUCGACAAGCGGCUGGGACUGGACAUCGAAUGUGCCAAGAGCUGUGCCAAAAUGGCAGAAUCUGCAAAGAUGCUGGCGAGUCAACAGGACUACAUGCCUUUCAGGGAUACCUAUAUCUCUACGUUUAAGAAUGACACGGAGUACAGCCAACUCCUCCUGCAGACGGCCACUGCCCUGCAGACCAACAAAUUCAUUCAGCCGCUGUUGUCCAGAAAGACUGAGCUGGACAAACUGAGGAAAGACCUCAACGAGCAGUGGCAGAGAGAACAGAAGAAAAUGCAAGAGUCUGAGGCGGCGCUGCGUAAGGCCCAGUGGACCCAGACCCAGAAGACAGACGAGUACCAGAAGGCCCAGUCGUCAGCCAGCCGCUCCCAGGAGGAACAGCCCAGACAGCUGGACAAGAGGAGGAAACUGGAGGAAGAGGCUCUACAGAAGGCUGAGGAUGCGAGGGACCAGUACAGAUCGUGUGUAGCUGAUGCAGAAGUCAGGAGGGCAGAGCUGGCCAGCACCAAGACAUACAUCCUCACUCAGAUCAGAGAACUGCUGGCUCAGUGUGACCUCACACUCAAAGCUGUGACAGUCAACUGGUUCCAGCUGCAGCAGGCCCAGACCGUGUCUCUCCCCGUCCACUACCAGGCCCUAUGUGAGAAGGCUAAGAUGUACGAGCCUGGACAGAGAUACGCCGAGUUUGUCCGAAAUCUACCCAAAGAUCAGAUACACAUGGAGUCCUUCUCCAUUGAUGGACGGUUUGCUUUGUUCAGCAAGCGUUCGCUGGGCAGCACCAGUUCCCAUGGUAACUUGUCCCAGGUCUCCCUGACCUCCGAUGACGUCCUGAGUGGCGACGAGGUGGACAGUCCCCUGGGGUCGCGACCAGGGAAGAGGUCCAACAGCACCACAGACAUACAAGGUGACGUUAAACGCAGACUACCCAGAACCCCCUCCACUGGCACCAUGUCCUCAGCAGACGACCUGGACGAGAGACAACCACCCUCAGACAACGGUCUAGGUGAGAUGGUGACCGAAGCAGACGGUUCCCCAGGUCCGUUUCGUAACACCCAGAUGUCCAAGGCCUCUCAGACACACAAGCUGAGGAAACUCCGAGCGCCGUCUAAGUGCAGGGAGUGUGACAGUCUGGUGGUGUUCCACGGAGCAGAGUGUGAAGAGUGUUCCCUGGCCUGUCAUAAGAAGUGUCUGGAAACUCUGGCCAUCCAGUGUGGUCAUAAGAAGCUGCAGGGAAGACUACAUCUGUUUGGGAUAGACUUUACCCAGGCAGCUAAGAACAGCCCAGACGGGAUCCCCUUCAUCAUCAGGAAGUGUACCUCUGAGAUCGAGGACAGAGCACUCAACCUCAAGGGAAUCUACCGCGUGAACGGGUCUAAGUCUCGUGUGGAGAAGCUGUGUCAGGCGUUUGAGAACGGCAAGGACCUGGUUGAGCUCUCAGACCUCUCACCCCACGACAUCGGCAACGUGCUCAAACUCUACCUGAGACAGUUACCAGAGCCGCUGAUCCUGUACCGUUACUAUAAUGACUUCAUCGGAUUGGCCAAGGAGAGCCAGAGGGUGAUCAUCGAAGAGAAGGCUGCAGCCAGGGCCCUCCAGGACCAGGGGCGGCCAGGGGGAGAACAACCCCGACCAGGAGGCACCCAGCCUGGGGUAGAGGGAGAGCAGUCUCCCCUGAGAACCAGCCAGCCUGGAGGAGACCAGCCCAGUAUCAAACUCAAUCGAGUCAUCUUUAAGAUUAGAGACCUGUUACGACAGCUACCUGCUGCAAACUACAAGACCCUACGCUUCCUCGUCGCACACCUACACAGAGUGACAGAGCAGGCGGAGGAAAACAAGAUGACAGCCAGUAACCUGGGCAUUAUUUUCGGCCCUACGCUGGUCAAACCACGACAGACUGAUGCAGAGGUUUCCCUGUCUUCUCUGGUUGAUUACCCUUACCAGGCACUGAUGGUGGAGUUGCUGGUACGUCACUUCCAGAUGAUCUUUGACGUGGCCAGCACCGUCUCCUCUUCCUCCUCACCCACCUCCACGGCGGACCAGACCUCCACCUCCACGGCGGACCAGACCUCCACCCGACUCACCCUUCAGGAGGAGCAGAGACUCAACCGUCGCUCCGCCUCCCUGCUCGACAUCAAGGAGAGCACCGAAGUCUACAAGAGACACUCGUCGGUCAUCCCAUCCUCUCAUAUCCUGGAUGAGGUGAAGACAGGAAGGACCGGACCAGACAGGAGAGAGUUAACAGCCCUGGAGAGACUCAACGACGUCGGCUCUGCUGCUUCUCCCAAGGUACAGAGGUCUACCCUUGUGUUUGGUCGUCCCAGCAUCAAUCUCUCCUCCUCUACCUCCUCUACGGCCCCUCGGGUCCAACUUCGCACCCAGCGCUCUAGAAUACUGUUCCGACCAAUCAGCAUGCCCUUGGAGCGCCUGCCCCUCCCCACCCCCUCCCAGGUCGUUGAGAGGAACAGCAACGACGCCGCCAUGUUGGAUCCCACCGCUGACUCCAUCAUGGAGUCGGCCGAACCGGAGAAGGAAAAGCCUCGGAUUGGUGAGGGGUCAAGGGUCAGUACCUAUUUUAUCACACCCUUCAAUCCCCAGGUCGUGCAGCGUAGGACCUGGGAUAGGAAGUAUAAACACUACGAUGUCACGCCACGCACCGCCAUGAUCAUGGCUAAUUUACCGCCUGCCGGUACUGGCCCCGGAACACAGCCGACAGGGAAGCAGCCGACGAUGCCGACACAACUUUCCGUAUCUGGGCCGACUAGCUCUGCUCUCCCAUCCAGUGGUAGUGUCGGCACCAUAUUACCCAGCAGCCCGGUGUCGGUGAAGGCUGGCCAGACGUCCAGAAGAGACAGAGAGGAGACUAAGGACAGGCCGAACUCUGCUGCUGGAGGUGAUGGGGAGACAAGAACAUCUACCAACUCCCCCAUAGCGUUCAGACAACCAAGGAAUCUGCAGCCUCCGCCCGGAACCUUCUACAAGCCUCCUGGUUCUUCAGGCACGAGAGGCUGGCCAUCAUCAAGUACCUCUGGGACCACUAGCCCCAUCAAUAUGUCCCCAACUUCUACUGUUAAAACCUCUUCCCCGACUUUUCCUACUGUUAAAACCUCUUCUCUGACCUCUCCGACCUCUCCUACUGUUAAAACCUCUUGCCCGACCUCUCCUACUGUUAAAACCUCUUCCCCGACCUCUCCUACUGUUAAAACAUCUUCCCCGAACUCUCCUACUGUUAAAACCUCUUCCCCGACCUCUCCUACUGUUAAAACCUCUUACCCGACCUCUCCGACCUCUCCUACUGUUAAAACCUCUUCUCCGACCUCUCCUACUGUUAAAACCUCUUCCCCGACCUCUCCUACUGUUAAAACCUCUUCCCCGACCUCUCCUACUGUUAAAACCUCUUCCCCGACCUCUCCUACUGUUAAAACCUCUUCCCCGACUUCUCCUACUGUUAAAACCUCUUCCCCGACCUCUCCGACCUCUCCUACUGUUAAAACCUCUUCCCCGACCUCUCCUAAUGUUAAAAUUUCUUCUCCGACCUCUGCUACUGUUAAAACCUCUUUCCCGAUCUCUCCGACCUCUCCUACUGUUAAAACCUCUUACCCGACCUCUCCGACCUCUCCUACUGUUAAAACCUCUUCUCCGACCUCUCCUACUGUUAAAACCUCUUCUCCGACCUCUCCUACUGUUAAAACCUUUUCCCCGACCUCGCCUACUGUUAAAACCUCUUCCCCGACCUCUCCUACUGUUAAAACCUCUUCCCAGACUUCUCCUACUGUUAAAACCUCUUCCCCAACCUCUCCGACCUCUCCUACUGUUAAAACCUCUUCCCCGACCUCUCCGACCUCUCCUACUGUUAAAACCUCUUCUCCGACCUCUCCUAAUGUUAAAAUUUCUUCUCCGACCUCUCCUACUGUUAAAACCUCUUUUCCGACCUCUCCUACUGUUAAAACCUCUUCCCCGACAUCUCCUACUGUUAAAACCUCUUCCCCGACCUCUCCUACUGUUAAAACCUCUUCCUCAACUUCUCCUACUGCUCUCCUCCUCCUCGCUUCCUCCCGUUCCUCCACCAUUACUUUCUCCUCUACCCCUGUGGUUACCACCGCCACCCUUCAGACCUCAAACCUCGCCAUACACUGUCCACGGGACUCAGUGGACAGCUCUGUUAGUGUUGACCCUGAGGUUGAGACCUCCGCUGACCUUCCACCUCCCCGGUCCCCUCCCCCCAGCAGCCCAGAGGACCUCAGCCCCACUGAGGCCAAACCACCGCACCAAAGACUGAGACCCCGGCCCAAACCCAGCGCUCCCGGUGAGGCCCACUUUGUCUGAACCGUGAUGUCGUCACACACAGCUGGGGACACAGAAAACAACAGCAGAGUUGGCCAAGACUGCCAUGAUAAAAGUCACGUUGCUCCCGACGACAGACGAUCUCACAACACCUGAAAUAGGUACUAUCAGCUCACCACGUCAUAUGAUAUAGCCGUCUGAUGCCCAACUGCACAGUCCCGUGACGUGGCACACCACCAUAGGCAGUCAUUACUUUGCAUCAACCGAUCUCUUACCUCCCUUUGCGUGGCUCUAGGGAACAGGGGUGAUUAUUGGGGGGGGGGGGGACCCCAACCGUGGCAGUCUUGAAUUACUGUUGACGUCUGUAAGCAGGAAGUCUCCCCACUGUGGAUGAUGUCAUAUUGCCGGGUCUACUUUUACAGCCAAAAACACGUUUUUAUAUAUAUGUGUGUGUCUGUAAAUCAUUUCUACAGUGUGUAUCUCUGUGCCAGAUUGUAUAUUGGGAAAAUAACUAUUAUUUUGAUGUCAGAAGGAGUGUAAAAAGGUAGAACAGAAAAGUGUUACCUACAUGUGUUUUAAUAUAUUGUAUCGAUGGGCCAGUAACCGAAAGGUUGCUGGAUCGAAUCCCCAAGUUGACAAGGUAAAAAUCGCCUCUGAACAAAACAGUUAACCCACUGUUCCCCGGGCGCCGAAGACUUGGAUGUCGAUUAAGGCAGCCCCCCGCACCUCUCUGAUUCAGAGGGGGUUGGGUUAAAUGCAGAAGGCACAUUUCAGUUGAAUGCAUUCAGUUGUACAACUGACUAGGUAUCCCCCUUUCCAUGUUCUAUGAUGAAGUCAGAACAAACAGACACAUCAGCAGAGGCUGGUCCAUCCUAAUCAAAUAUACUUCUCUAAGUACUAUACAGAAUCCCACCAUCUGCAAUUCAUUGAGUUCUGUGUCAAUAUUGUCUGAUGUCCUGGUCAACACUGAACUGUUACAUCUGAUGACCUGGUCAACACUGCCUGUUACAUCUGAUGUCCUGGUCAACACUCCCCGUUACAUCUGAUGUCCUGGUCAACACUGCCUGUUACAUCUGAUGUCCUGGUCAACACUGAACUGUUACAUCUGAUGUCCUGGUCAACACUCCCCGUUACAUCUGAUGUCCUGGUCAACACUGAACUGUUACAUCUGAUGUCCUGGUCAACACUGAACUGUUACAUCUGAUGUCCUGGUCAACACUGCCUGUUACGUCUGAUGUCCUGGUCAACACUGAACUGUUACAUCUGAUGUCCUGGUCAACACUGAACUGUUACAUCUGAUGUCCUGGUCAACACUGCCUGUUACAUCUGAUGUCCUGGUCAACACUGAACUGUUACAUCUGAUGUCCUGGUCAACACUGAACUGUUACAUCUGAUGUCCUGGUCAACACUCCCCGUUACAUCUGAUGUCCUGGUCAACACUGAACUGUUACAUCUGAUGUCCUGGUCAACACUGCCUGUUACAUCUGAUGUCCUGGUCAACACUGAACUGUUACAUCUGAUGUCCUGGUCAACACUGAACUGUUACAUCUGAUGUCCUGGUCAACACUGCCUGUUACAUCUGAUGUCCUGGUCAACACUGAACUGUUACAUCUGAUGUCCUGGUCAACACUGCCUAUUACACCUGAUGUCCUGGUCAACACUGCCCGUUACACCUGAUGUCCUGGUCAACACUCCCCGUUACAUCUGAUGUCCUGGUCAACACUCCCCGUUACACCUGAUGUCCUGGUCAACACUCCCCGUUACAUCUGAUGUCCUGGUCAACACUGAACUGUUACAUCUGAUGUCCUGGUCAACACUGCCUAUUACACCUGAUGUCCUGGUCAACACUGCCCGUUACACCUGAUGUCCUGGUCAAAAACUCCCCGUUACAUCUGAUGUCCUGGUCAACACUGAACUGUUACAUCGGAUGUCCUGGUCAACACUCCCCGUUACAUCUGAUGUCCUGGUCAACACUCCCUGUUACAUUUUUGAAUUAGUUACAAAUAUAUUCUACCUGCCAUCUCAUCACAAACUGUACUUUUCCAAGAAGGAACUGGAACUAAAAUCAAGUUACUUUUCUCAAUGAAAUCAUGUAAUCAGUUCUUGAAGUCAUGUUCGAGAGAAACAAGGAAUUAGUUCUAUUGGGAAUUAAAUACAAUUUUUGUUUUGUACAAUUAAUUAUACAGUGCAGGAAAUGUUGUCAUGUUCUGGAUGUAGGCAUCUGAUUAUAUCCACAUGAUGCACUUAAUCCAGGUCCGAUGUUUUUACAAGCUUUUCCAUUUUUAUUAUUGCGCAGUGAAUGGAUGGAAGCCUUUAAAAAAAAUGUUUUUAGUUUACCCAUAAUCCUGUUCAGGUUUAGCAUCUGAUACUUCAUGUCACUUUUUUUGUUUUUGUUUAACGUACCUGUUUACGUUUUAUAUACGUUACUUUGAAACUGCACGUUUUGUUGCAGUGAAUUAUUUGUCAAUGUCUUGUGACCAUACAAAAAACAUCUUGCAUCACAUUUUAAAAGUGUAGUUGAAACUUUACUUGAGUGUUGCCAUUUUAUGUUGUCAUUAGCAAAUGUCCAAUUUCUGUCAUUAACAAUUAACAUACAGAGGCUUCAGAAAGUGUUCACACCCCUUGACUUUUACCACAUUUUGUCACAACCUGGAUUUAAUAAAGAUUUUUUUUUGACACAGGCCUACUACACACAA